UCGACGCUAACUCAUCGACGCUAAUUUGACGGACAUUGUUGCUGCACGCAUAUUUAUGAGUUUUGUUUUGAAGUUGUUUUACAAAAAACCUUUUGGCAAUGGGUGAUCAGCGUGUCCUGGUCAUCGACAAUGGGUCUUACGAAUGCCGCGUGGGCUGGAGUGACUGCAAAGAACCUGCUCUGCGAUUCCGCAAUGUGCUGACCAAGCCGCGAAAGGAUCGCAAAAAGGAAGCCAUCGGCUCCUCUGAGGGUGCCGGCACCACGUCGGCGGCUGUUGAGGCACCCGCCGAAAUCCAGGUGGGCAACGACAUCACCAACAUCGAGGCGGUGCGUGCCCAUCUGAAGUCACCCUUUGAGCGAAACGUGAUAACCAACUGGAACCAUCAGGAGCAGAUAUUCGACUACAUAUUCACAAAAAUGGGCUUUGAGGGACAGGAAAACAUCAAUCAUCCGAUUGUGUUGACUGAGGCCCUGGCAAAUCCCAACUUCUGUCGCCAGCAAAUGAGCGAGCUGCUCUUUGAGUGUUACGGUAUUCCUGCUGUGUCCUACGGCAUAGAUGCUCUCUAUAGCUGGGAUUACUAUCAGCAGAGCCGCAGGAAGAUUUCCGAUGCCCUGAUCAUUUCCUUCGGCUAUAGCACCACUCAUGUGAUCCCCGUGCUGGAGGGCAAAAUUCAGCUGGAACAUGUGCGGCGUCUAAAUGUGGGAGGCUACCACAUCAUCACAUACCUUUUUCGGCUCAUGCAAAUGAAGUACCCAGUUCAUUUGACCGCCAUCACCAUCAGCAGGAUGGAGAAGUUGGUGCAUGAACAUUGCCACAUAGCCGUGGAUUACAGAGACGAGCUGGUGAAGUGGGCUCAAUUGGACUACUACGAGGAGCACAUCAUGAAAAUUCAACUUCCCUACAAUGCCGUGACCGCCACAAAUGCUCUGCUCACCGCCGAGCAAAAGCAAGAGAAGCGCCGUGAGCUGGCACUACGCCUCCUUGAGAUCAAAAACCGCCGCGAACGAGAAAAGCUGCGCGAGGAUGAGCAGCAGUUGUUUGUCUACAAUAAGCUACGACAACUGUAUGAACAGCAGAAAUUGCAAAAAUUCGAAAAGGCACUGGAACAGCAACAGAUCGGUACUUUAGAGGAACUGGAUUCCCUAAUCGCCACCAUUAACUCUCGAAUUAAACGAGCAGAGGAGCGGGCUACGAGUGCUCCUCGACCUAGUAAGCAACAGGAAAAGUUGGACAAAAUGCCCAAGCCCCCAGAGGGAAUCUCACAGGGCGAUUGGCUGGCAGAUAUUCAUGGUAAGCGAGAAAAACUGCUACGGCGUAAGCAAGCCCGCCAGCAGCAGCGAUCAGAGCAGGCCAAACGGCACACGCACGCCGCGCAGGAACGAAUGCGAAUCAUCUCAUCGUUGGCGAAAAGCGAUAAGCGACGCAAAGCCAAUGGCGAGGAGGAGGACGACGGCUUUGGUAUGAACGAUAACGACUGGGACGUCUACAAGCGGAUCAAUCGGUACAAUGACGACAGCGACUCGGAUGCAGACAACGAGCAGCUGUUGGAGUUCGAAAAGAUCCUCAACCACUACGAUGCCAACUUCGACGAUGGCAACUCCAAUGUCCAAGCCCAGAGCGCUGCUGAAAACUACCAACUGCACUUUGGGGUGGAAGACAUCCGCGUGCCGGAGAUUUUGUUCCAGCCAAGCAUGAUUGGCUGCUCGGAGGCUGGGCUCGCCGAGCUAAUAGCCUUUGUCCUAAAGCUUUUUCCCGCCGAGGAGCAGCAGCGCAUGGUGGAUCAUGUCUACCUGACAGGUGGCUGUAGUCAGUUCAGGGGACUGAAGGAACGACUGGCGAAGGAGCUGCUGGAAAUGCGACCGUUUCAGUCGAAUUUCGCCAUUUACGAAUCGGAUGGCCCCACUUUAAGCGCCUGGCUGGGAGCUUGUGUUCAGGCCGAGGAUCCUAGCUUUGGCCAGACGCUUACAACACGCAAGGAUUACCAGGAGAAGGGCAGCGAGUUCUUCCGCGAACACAAAGCCAGCAAUAUUUUUUAUCCUACACCAAAUGAUUAACGUAUUUAUAUUUGAAGUCACCGAAAAAUAAAGACAGACUUAAGCUAGA
Molecule: messenger RNA, 2103 nt
Organism: Drosophila serrata
Lineage: Eukaryota; Metazoa; Arthropoda; Insecta; Diptera; Drosophilidae
Gene: Arp5
Product: Actin-related protein 5
Source: RefSeq, a predicted model, not a curated record